Molecule: messenger RNA, 815 nt
Organism: Nelumbo nucifera (sacred lotus)
Lineage: Eukaryota; Viridiplantae; Streptophyta; Magnoliopsida; Proteales; Nelumbonaceae
Source: RefSeq, a predicted model, not a curated record
UAUCCUCCUCUCCCCAACUUCUCUCCCUUCUCCUUUUAUUUUCGUAUCUUGCAGCUACCACUUGAAGCUUUCCAAACCCUCAUACAGUGUCCCAUCAUCAUUUCUUCUAACAGGAGUUAGUUCGUUCGUUCGUUCACUAAUGGAUCAGUCGGCCGGCGGCCAGCAUAUGCAUCAGGAUUCAAAGACCUCAAGCGAGGAUAGCGAUCAGCAGCAAGAUCAAGAUGAUGCGAGUACAGGCCGAUCGUAUGGGUGCGUGUUCUGUAAGCGAGGUUUCACCACUGCGCAGGCCUUGGGUGGCCACAUGAACAUCCAUAGGAAAGAUAGAGCACGGAUCAGGCAGCCUGCAGUUCCAUCGGUUUCGACCGGCAAACCGGACAACGAAUACGUCAGUCCGGCGCCGUUGCCUCCUCCACCGACUUCUACCCGCUGGCCACUUUAUAGAUCUCCACCCCGAGAGGCACAGACUACUACUUAUCACGUGUAUCUCCCACCAUCAUCAUCCGGCACUAGACACCCACCUGAGUACCAUGCAGAUGAAUUUCACCUUCAAAGGCCACAGCCCUUGAGCCCAUUUGACGAACACGAUUGGCGCACAAAUUUGAGCUUACAACUGGGUCCAACACAUACCAAGAAUGGCGGUGAAGGAGAGAAUAAAAGAGAGGCCCAAGAAGAUGAGCCAGAUUUGGAGCUUCGACUUGGUCACGAUCCCUAGCUAGUCAUAAACAUUUACGUCGUAUACACAGCAUUAUUGCCUAUAUUGUAUAGGUAGGUAUUCUUUGAUUCUGAUAUAAUGGAUUUUGGAGGUCUUGGUGUUG